UGGAGUUCUUCAGAUGAACUGAGGAGGGCAGCAAUACGCCUUUGAAGCGUCUAAGCUGCCGCAAAUCACACAAGAAGAAGAAGAAGAAGAAGACCGUUGUUUUUUAUAUCAAGCAUCAUUUAUUACACUUUAAUCGCGACAGGAUCCGUUGUAAGGCUGAGAGAGCUGGUUGUGUUCCUGUGUUACUGAGGGCAGCUGACAGCAGAUAGUAGUUCAUGGCAGAGGGCAGCAGCAAUCUGAGCAAUGCUCCUCCAGGAGACCCGCAGCUCAUCGGGCUCAUAGUGCAGCAUCUGAAGAACAGAGGCCUGUUUGAUGAGUUCAGACGAGACUGUCUGGCAGACGUGGACACGAAGCCAGCUUAUCAAAAUCUGCGACAGAAGGUGGACAACUUUGUGUCCAAUCAUCUCAGUACUCAAGAAUGGAAUCCGUCCAUCAACAAGAACCAAGUGAGGAAUGUCUUGAGAAAAAACGUAGUUCAGUCAGGGAUGUUGGAGUCAGGAGUAGACCGUAUCAUUACUCAGGUGGUGGACCCUAAACUGAACCAUAUCUUCAGGCCACACAUCGAGAACGCCAUUCAUGAUUUCCUAGCAGCAGAGAAGAAAGAAGAGGGCGCAUCAAAUUCAGCCUCUGAUGCUGAACAACAGGAAGCAACUAGCAACACUGCAGCCAAAACACAAUGAGGAACAAUAAAUGUACAAGGAUGCAUUUUUUGCUGUCACAUGAAGAUCACCAAAAGUUGUCCCUCCGUGCCUGGCUAGAGUGGAUGAAGAAUUGCUGAGCACUGGAAUAUUGGAAGUUUGGACUAAUUUAAGGUGGUUGGAUAGAUUUAUUAUUAUUUUAAUUGUAUUUCUUUGACAGUAUGUGUGUGUUUAGCAUGUUACAUAACAGCAGGUUGUCCAGCCCAUGCCUUUGAUGUCUGGUUUAGCUCUUUCAGCACUAAAGAACAACCGAAGCUGAUUUAUCCAAAUUAAAAUAAAUGCAUCUCAAAAUAACAUUGAUAUGAAGUACCUAGUUCUUAUUUGGAUUGAAGCCAGACUGAAAUGACCCUUUUUACACAGCUGGAUUUAUGAAAUGCUUCUCGUUUUUUUUUCUGGCGAUAUUCUAAUGUGAUUCAUA
Sinocyclocheilus grahami is the source of this 1116-nucleotide messenger RNA. RefSeq names its product biorientation of chromosomes in cell division protein 1-like. The record is from RefSeq and is a predicted model, not a curated record. Bases 216 to 680 code for a protein of 154 amino acids. Lineage: Eukaryota; Metazoa; Chordata; Actinopteri; Cypriniformes; Cyprinidae. The transcript is spliced from 4 exons.